CCGGUGUUGGACAGUUUAGUUGAAAAUCUGUAGCCGACCUAAACAGGUGUUCUUAGUGCGCUGAAUACGCAGGAAGAGAUACAGAGACAAAUCGUUUAAAAAAAAACCUUCCAAAACUUUGUGCAACAAUGAGCAAACAAAAGGAUCGCAAAAAGUCGUUGGAAAAACGGCUUUAUCAACUAGGGGCGACGGAGGAAAUGCCGGCGCUGGUGCAGCAGACCAGAAAGAUUCUGACGCACUUUCCCCAUCUACUCUCGCUCGGCUGUUCCUACGAUGAGCAUCUUUUCCAAACGCUGUUCCUUUGUGAGACCGCUAUCAGCAAAUGCAGUGUGGCCGAGAGGGCCAACUGCUCCGUGGACGAGGUUUUAAUAACUGUGCUGGAAAUUAUGAAGCUAGCGUGUGUGUGCAAAAAGGUAGUCAUAUCGUGCCUGCACACAUUGCACUCGAUCAUCCACAAUCUGGACCGUAGCGAGGUGAUGAAUAUGCAUGAUAAAAUAAAAAGCAAGCUUUCUUAUCUUAGCCAAUUUUUCUGUGAAAUGGAACAUUUCGCAAUAAUGCGCGCGGUUGUCAAAAUUCUUUAUGAAUAUGUUCACAAGUGCGCUAGCGAGGAUAGACGCAAUGUGUUUUUGGAUGUAAUGGAAGAUUUUACCGAUCCAUCGCGUAACCUGGGCAGCAUAAUACACUGGACGCCCGAAUCGUUUACGAUGAAUUGUCGUACGUUUUUGAACAAUAUUCCGGAAAGGAAAUAUUACUCAUUAGCUGCUACUUCGGCUGCAAUUGGCAGCAACGCCAUAUGUCCUUUAGGGGGCAAGAAUUUUAUUUCAUUCGAGUGGAAUUCCAAUCCAGCAGAACUUUCAUUUGAAGCAUCGUUAGCAGAUAAUUUGAACAGAUCCUUCGAAGCGAGUAUUGAGCUAAACGAUAUUCAAAGUUUAACGAUUGUUGAGGAUUUAUAUGCACCGCGAGUGGAGUGUUCCUAUGAAAAGAUCCAAAUUACGGAUGAUUCUAUCGUGACGUACGAUUUGAAUAUUAACGCGUUGAACAAUGAAGAGCUAGGUGUGUUGGCACAGCUGAUGAAAACCAUGAUUCAUCCAGAAAAACUUGUCUACAAACCUCUGCGCCCGGCGGCCGACGAAGAUGAGGUUUUAAUUCGUUGUGAGCAACUUUACAAUACGAAGGACAUUACGGACAAUGGACCGGCGGUGCCGCCGCCCCCGUCGCCGCCGCUUCCGUCGCCGCAGAAAGAAAACAGUGUUACGAGCGAUGCGAUUGCUCGAAACGAAACGCCGGACAAAACUCCGACACCGGAAUGCCGGACAGAGCCGGAGCCAGAACUGGAGGCUCCAGUUGUGUCGGCAGUUCCGUCGGUGUACAAUGGCGACGCAGAUACUUCUAAUUUGUCGGAAUCAAAGGAAUUCGCACCAUUAAGCACCGCCAAAUGGCCGUUCAAGCUGAUCGAUCUUUCGGACGAUCAUAAGAAAGCUGCUCCAAACAGUGACCCGUAUGACAUUGCCCAUUUACGCGAAGAAGAACGUACGCAAAAGCGGACAACAAACAAGAACGUUAAAGGCGCUGGAAAGGCGAAUGGAUACAGCAAGAAAACUGAGGAACCGACAAACGGUACGAAGACACAAAGUAAGAAGCGUCCAGCGUACAUGAAAUCGUCAACCCCGACCAAACGCACCCGCGCAACGGUGAUGAAAACAGUUCCCAAAGAUUUGGAAGAACUGUCAACAAUUUACUGCAUAAGCGAUGAUACCCAUUCGGACGCUGAUGAUAGCGAUUUCAUACCCUACGCCAUGCUUUCGGGACUUGGUAAAAGCAACCGGAGCAAGAAGCAAGAAACCAUGCGUAAACAAUCGAUGCCUGUCGCGCGUAAAAUGUCAGGACGAGCUAGAGACGUGAAUGUGAAACAGCCAGCAGCUAAUAACACAUUGCAACCCCAAAAAAAUCCAACCUCACAUGGUAUGAAAACCAACCGCGGGAAAGAAAACACAUUGAACAAACAGCCACAGUUGAACGAUUCAGGAAAACAAUGUUUAGAAAGCCGAGAAGUAAAACAUCCCUUGGGAAGGAAACCGGCACAGGAGUCUUCCUAUAUGAACGGGAGGGCAAACUCAUCUAGCUUCAAUUGUUCCGAGAGAAUCGUUGGCAGUGAGUCAACUGCACGAAAGUCGCCGACUCAUUGCUCUUCCACUGUCCCGAGGGCGGUUGUUUUGCAAGAAACUGUUGCAUCCCCCUUACGUUCGUCGAACAGGAACGGCGACGAAACGAUACAGAUGGGAAUGGAAGUUUAUGAAAAUCCCGUAAACGCUGACCGGACUUCGACUACGACUACUCCGGCGUGCACCACAGUACAGACGAUGAUCGAAUCAAAAGUACAGCCGCUUAUCGUAGACCUCCGGCGCUACAACAGUGAACGAAUUUGCACAGCAUUGAACGAAGCGCAAGCGUUGGAAAACACAAACUGUGAGGAGUACAAUGGUAUCAAAGAAAUAUGUGCACGGACGAAAAAGCUGGAAGCGGAGCUUGAGAUCCUCUAUUGUAAAAUGAUGGCCAUGAUAAGAAAUAGUAAUGAAAAGGAAACCCUCAAUCAGAAGCGAAUGCAAGCUGCACAGCGCGAUCAAGAGUUCAUUCAGAAGGUUAGAGCCGAGAAGAAGAAUUUGCAAACCAUCUUCCAGGCGUGCAAAGUUCAGUAUGAUCAACAGCACAACGGCCGGGUGGCGCAGGAACUAUGGAAGGUGAUUUACGGACCCGAUGCCAGUCUGACGAGCCCAAUGUUAAACUAACCAGAAGGUAGUUGUAGUAAUAUUAUUCACUUUGAGCUAUUCCGUUUAAGUAAUGCACUCUACUUUACUUUAAUCUUUUGUCGAUAUUGAUUUAAAAAUGGUUCAAUCGGUUAUAUUACAUGCACAAUAAAUCCGUUUGGCCGCACGCACUUGCGUAUUCUUGUGGGCGGUAAUAUAAAA
Messenger RNA from Anopheles merus, 2966 nucleotides. RefSeq lists its product as uncharacterized. The record is from RefSeq and is a predicted model, not a curated record. The coding region runs from base 129 to 2786 and encodes 885 amino acids. The transcript is spliced from 8 exons. Lineage: Eukaryota; Metazoa; Arthropoda; Insecta; Diptera; Culicidae.